AGCAUAUUACUUGGUUGCUUGCUUUACCUGCACUGACGAUGUUUAGUUUAUCGUAUUACAAGAGAAAGGGAAAAAAUACAAAGUGGUAACCACCAAUGCAAUAUUUAACGUUAAUCGUGCUUAACAGCUUCGGGGGUACAGACGUUUUUUUUAUUUUUUUUCGUCUGUCUACUCUAUUAUUAUUUUAUUAUCUAUAUUUCAUUUACAUAAAACAAAUAGAUAAAAAUUUUUUUAAUCUACUAAUAGUCAGUCAAUUAAAUUUAAAAUUAAAAAGCGUUAUCAUCUUAAUGAUGAAGACAGUAUUGUCAUCUUGUGACUGUUGUACAAAGGGUUUUGUGAUAUUUUGAUUUUUUUAUCACUAUUAAAUUGUUGAAAUAUCAAAUGACGUUUUAUAAAUUUUAAUAAAAAUGUCUGUCAUUUGUUGAUUAAAUCAAACACAGAUAAUCACAAAUCAGAUUACAAUCAAUAGCUUUUAUUGUAUGUCAUUGUAAAUCAUUGUGAUAUCAUUGUCAUUGAGAGUAAUGAUAAAAUAUAAAAUAUAAAAAAUAAAAAAAAAAUAGAUUUGGUGGUGACACGUUUUUUUUUUUCAUUAAAUUGUUUUGGAGUCACAAAAAAAAAAAAAAAUAAAAAAAAAAAAAAAACACGUUUAUUCGUGACUGUGUCAUUGUUUAGCCGAACGUUUGUCGGCUAUCAUCUAUAGACAAUCAUCAUCAUCAAUAUAAAAACACAAAUAUAUUUGUAUUUAUUUUUUUUCAAAUAAAGUGUUUUUGUUGUUGGAUUAUUUAUAACAUAAUUUAUAUUGUGUUCAAUUGUGCAUGGAAGCUGGCUAUUAUACUUUGACUCAGAAAUUACCAAAUAAAACGAUAAAAUGUGGAAAAAAAAUACAGAGAAGGAAAAUCCUGGGAACCAGAUGAAAGAAUUUAGUAGCACAACAAAAAUUGCAACUGGUGCUAUUGGCGAAUACCACGAGAAAGAUGAGCUUUAUGAUCCAUUUGAGCAUCGUGAUAAAAAAGAUGCAAAUUCUGAUAUUGGCUCAUUGGCACACAUGAUAAAAUCAUCACUUGGUUCUGGUAUUCUUGCAAUGCCAAAUGCUGUUAAAAAUGGUGGUCUUAUAUUUGGUGGUAUUGGUACAAUAAUCAUUGGAAUAAUUUGCUCUCAUUGUGUUCAUAUACUUGUGAGAUCAUCUCAUGUAUUAUGUAAACGUACUAAAACACCACAAAUGACAUAUGCUGAAACAGCUGAGGCUGCAUUUGCAUCAGGUCCAUUAAAACUUCGUGGUUUAUCAAAAUUUGUUAAAAUACUUGUUAAUGCAGCACUAUGUGCAACUUAUGUCGGUGGUGCAUGUGUUUAUGUUGUUUUUAUUGCAACAUCAAUACAACAGGUUACAGAAUAUUGGACCAAUAUGGAUAUCAACAUACGAUGGUACAUUUUAUCAUUACUACCAGCAGUUAUUCUUUUAGCACAAAUACGAAAUUUAAAAUAUCUCGUGCCAUUUUCAGUUAUUGCUAAUUUAUGCAUUGUCAUUGGAUUCAGUAUAACACUUUGGUAUAUAUUUACUGAUUUACAACCAGUUAGUAGUGUUAAAUAUUUUUCAAGUAUUGAACAAUUACCAAAAUUUUUUGCAACAGUUAUAUUUGCCAUUGAAGGAAUUGGUGUGGUAAUGCCAGUUGAAAAUAGUAUGAAAAAACCACAACACUUUUUAGGAUGUCCAAGUGUAUUGAAUGUAACAAUGACCAUUGUCGUAACUUUGUAUGGAGUUAUGGGUAUUUUUGGAUAUUUGAGAUACGGUGAAGAGACACAGCCAGUUAUUACACUCAGUUUAGAUACAUCAACAGUAUCGGGCCAAAUGGUAAAGAUCCUCAUAGCCUUGGCAAUAUUAUUCACCUAUGGUCUACAAUUCUUUGUGCCUCUUGAAAUUAUGUGUAAUGCAUUGAGGCCUCGAUUUUCUCAUAAUUUUGCAACGAUAGGUGAAUCCUGUUUCAGAAUUCUCAUGGCAUUAUUGACUGUUAUUGUUGCAUUGGCAAUACCAAAUCUUGAUGCAUUUAUCUCACUUGUUGGAGCUGUAUUUUUUUCAUUUCUUGGUAUUGCUAUACCAGCAAUUGUCGAGACAAUAUCCUGCUGGGAAGGACAUCUUGGCUUUCUCUAUUGGAGAUUAAUUAAAAAUAUUAUUCUUUUUGUAUUUUCAAUGCUUGCCUUGGUAACUGGAUCAUACGUUGCAAUUAAUGACAUCAUCAAAGAUUACGCAUAAGUAAUACUUUCUUUUUUUUUUUUUUUUUCGAAUUUUUUUUUCUUGCAUUCUUCAAAAAAAUUUGUAAAGCCACUAAAAAAUAUCAACUCUUAUAAAUAAUGAGUCAUUUGAGACCCUGAAAAUAACUUCCAUUAUGCUUUUAAAAGUCAAAAAGAAAAAAACAUCAAUCCAAG
This is a messenger RNA of Aphidius gifuensis, 2421 nucleotides long. RefSeq names its product proton-coupled amino acid transporter-like protein pathetic. Gene Ontology annotation, molecular function: amino acid transmembrane transporter activity. The record is from RefSeq and is a predicted model, not a curated record. Gene Ontology annotation, cellular component: vacuolar membrane. Gene Ontology annotation, biological process: amino acid transmembrane transport. The transcript has 8 exons. Bases 869 to 2248 code for a protein of 459 amino acids. NCBI's taxonomy places the organism in Eukaryota, Metazoa, Arthropoda, Insecta, Hymenoptera, Braconidae.